CUCUUUGUUGCUAUUCAUCUACAGCCUGAUUAAGGACAUUCUUAAUGAUGUCCAGGACUGUGAAAGGCUAACCCCUAGUCGCCUCUUAAUAUGAGUGAUCCGAGCUCACGCUCGGCAUCCACAAGGACGUUGCCCAAUGCUGCAAGCGAAGUCUUCAUGUUAUCUACAGCUGACAAACCAUGAGAUUGCGAGCAUAUGGGAAUCGCUAAUUCAGCCGGCCGCGCCUUCAACAUCUACAGAUACACAGCCCAAUUAUCUACUCACAGACACCGGGAGCCCCCACGAGUUUCGAUGUGCUGCUGUGGUGUGCCCAACAAAGAAGAAGAUCCAAAGAUGAUGAGAGAUGUCGCCGCCGAUGAAGAUAUUGGAUCCAUCCCAUCACUGCAGCACGGAUGACCCAUGGGGUGCACAGCACUUUGUACGUGGAGCUUCGCCAGCACCCUGAGAAGUUUGCAAGCUACCUACGGAUGACUGUAGAAACAUUUGAUGACCUCCUGCAACGCAUCAAUGAAAGGAUCUGUCGCCAAGACACCCAGCUCAGAAGGAGAAUCUCGCCAGAGGAACGCCUCAUUCAGCUGCAGUCUGAAUUUCAGCAUUGAGAGGGAGAGUACUGUUGCUUGGAUUGCUUGCUGUCAGACUUUACCAUUGCGAAUUUCACCAUGUUUCCUACCCACCUUUCCUACAGUUUCGAUGUGCUGCUGUGGCUUCGCCAGCACCCUGAGAACAUUUGAUGACCUCCUGCAACGCAUCAAUGAAAGGAUCUGUUGCCAAGACACCCACCUCAGAUGGAGCAUCCGGCUGCAGUCUGAAUUUCAGCAUUGAGAGGGAGAGUACUGUUGCUACCCUUAGGUUCCUGGCAUCCGGUGAGAGUUUUUCGUCGCUCCACUUCCAGUUUCUCCUGGGAAUUUCCACCAUCUCUUGGUUUGUCCAGACCAUCUGCAAUGCCCUGUGGUAUUGCCUUCAAGCAGACUUUCUCCCACAACCUUCAGCAGAACAUUGGCUUGGCAUCGCAGAGAAGUUCCAGGAAGUCACACAGUUUCCAAACUGUGUUGGAGCAAUCGACGGGAAGCACAUCAGGUUCCAGAAGCCGGCACACACAGGGUCGGAGUAUUACAACUACAAGAAGUUCUUCUCCACCAUACUUAUGGCCGUUGCGGAUGCGCAGUACAGAUUGAUCGCUGUGGACAUCGGGUCAUAUGGAAGAACCAACGACUCCCGUGUGUUCAAGAACUCUGCCAUGGGGAGGAGGAUCUACUCUGAUGAGAUGGGACUUCCUGAAGCAAGGGCCUUUCCUUGGACUUAGGGACCUCAAAUGCCCUUUGUUUUUGUUGGGGACGAGGCCUUACAGAUGUGUGCCAACUUGCUGAAGCCUUACUCCAGCUGAGGACUCGACCAC
Hyla sarda is the source of this 1396-nucleotide messenger RNA. RefSeq lists its product as uncharacterized. The coding region runs from base 731 to 1303 and encodes 190 amino acids. The transcript is spliced from 4 exons. NCBI's taxonomy places the organism in Eukaryota, Metazoa, Chordata, Amphibia, Anura, Hylidae. The record is from RefSeq and is a predicted model, not a curated record.